Molecule: messenger RNA, 842 nt
Organism: Sycon ciliatum
Lineage: Eukaryota; Metazoa; Porifera; Calcarea; Leucosolenida; Sycettidae
Product: translocon-associated protein subunit beta-like
Exons: 5
Coding region: 35-622 (195 amino acids)
Cellular component (GO): endoplasmic reticulum
Source: RefSeq, a predicted model, not a curated record
UUUCACAUCUUCACUUUUUAUAUUGACUUUGACAAUGGCGAGUAGAAUUGCAGCUGCUGUCUUGGCCUUGUGCCUUAGUUUUACUGUCCUCUGCGGCGGUGCUUUCGCCGAGGGAGAUACGUUUGGUCGGCUCCUGGUUUCGAAAACCAUUCUCAAUGAGCAUAUCGUUGAGGGCAAGGACGUAACUGUACAUUAUGAAUUGUACAAUGUAGGAACUGGACCUUGCCUGGAUGUUGUUCUUGAGGACGAGUCAUUCCCGGCCGAGAUUUUCAGCGUUGUGCGUGGACUCCCCCGUGCGCGAUUUGACCGCAUCUCAGCAUCAUCCAAUGUAAGUCACACCGUCGUGUUCAACGUCAACUACGUUGGCUACUUCAACUUCACUGCUGCUCAAAUCUCCUAUAAGACUGAGGAGACUGCCGAGGCAAUGAUCACCUUCUCCAGUGCCCCAGGCAUCGCAGAAGUCAACGGUCUGGACAAGUACAACCGCCGCUAUUCUCCCCAUUUGGCUGACUGGCUCGGAUUUGCCCUGAUGGUCUUUCCCGUCGUUGGACUCCCAUUCUUCCUCUGGAGACGCAGCUUCAACAGAUAUUCAACCGCAGAGCCCACGAAGAAGAGAUCAUAAAAAAAUUGCUGAGAAUCCUUCGUUGUGUAUAAUAUUGUGUUGUUUGUUCAUGUGUCCACAUCUUGAUUGCCAUACUCCAGGCCCUCAAACCGGCAUCAUCGUACUGAGAUGUCCAUUUUAUUUAGGUUUGUAUCAUAAUAAUACCUUUUUUUCUCUUUUCGUUUGAAUGACAUCGCCAUGUAACUACGAAAAUACCAAUUGCCUGGAUGGCAUGCGUGAA